Molecule: messenger RNA, 1413 nt
Organism: Cydia pomonella (codling moth)
Lineage: Eukaryota; Metazoa; Arthropoda; Insecta; Lepidoptera; Tortricidae
Product: transcription termination factor, mitochondrial-like
Exons: 6
Coding region: 146-1183 (345 amino acids)
Biological process (GO): regulation of DNA-templated transcription; termination of mitochondrial transcription
Cellular component (GO): mitochondrial matrix
Molecular function (GO): double-stranded DNA binding
Source: RefSeq, a predicted model, not a curated record
AUGAUUUAUGAAAUUUAUUCUCACCGAAGACGAGGCAGUAUGGCCUUUGGUCAUAGCCUGUCCAGAAGGGCGAAAAAAAGAAUGAAUGUCAAAAUCAUAUGGUUAUUUAAUAAUGAUCAUACGUUUUUAUUUUUAAUCGCUGUGCAUGCGUAAUUUAUUAAAUAUGCGAAAAUUUGUUUCGUCAUUUGUUUUACUCAGACAAAUUAAUACCUUAAUUGGGGGUAGUUUCCACAAAAUAUCCUGGUUGCCAAGAGCAAAAUGUGAGAACCAGUUAUACAACAACUUAAUAAAUGAUUUCACUAAGCUUCAAUUUUACAAUACUACAUCCAAAGCAGAAGUAAUAACGAAAAAUGAAAACAAUGAUAAUAUUAAAUGUUCUAAAGAAAAAUUAAUAUCACAAAUGAAUUUUUUAUCAGAAGAACAUGCCCGACCUUAUUAUAAAUUACCUAUGAAUACUUUACUACAUGUCUAUCAAACUACAAAAAAUGAUAGCAUGAAUGGCUUCUGCAACAACAGACUAUAUUAUAUUGCUGACAAAAUUAAGUGCUCACCAUCAGAACUUAGUGAACGCCUAGCAAAAAGAACUUUUGUGUACAGCUUAUCAUUCCAGUGGUUGGAGAACUCUUUGAGAACUCUUCUAGAAAUGGGUGUGUCUACUGAUCGUAUUUUAAGAGAUUUAUGGGUACUUAAAUAUAAACAUGAGACUAUUCGUGAAAGACUACAGAGAGUAAAAGAUAUGGGGAUUGAGACACUCUAUCCUUGGAUGGUUCGCUGUAAACAGGAUAUAAUGAAUAGAUACAUAAAGAUAUCACAGGAUACUAAAAAUAUCCUUGGGGGAAAUAAAUCAACACAAAUAUAUUUGGCUGACCGAUUGAAUACCACCCCUGAAGCUGUUGCAGAGAUUUGCACAAGAAUACCAGCUCUUAAGACAAUCAGAGUUACAAAGGUAAAACACUUUUUGGAUUUCUUGAUCAGUGAGGGUUUUCAACCAGAAGAUAUUGCUAACAAGCCCAGGGUUUUAGUAGCAUCGCCUAAUACAGUCAAGCAAAGGUUGGAAAAGUUGCGUAAAUUAGGAUUUACUGAAAUCAAUCUUAAUGUCCUGUGUAAAAGUAGAAAAGAUUUCAAAAAAUACUAUGAAUCAUUUGAAGCCUUAUCGAUGGAGAAUAAGUUAAGUAAGAACUAGUAAUGGCAUUAUUAUUAUGAUAUAUAUUGAGAAGCCUGAAAGCUUGCAGAGACUAGAUGACAAAGCAAACUUCACCUCCAGCUAAAAUGAAGCCCGAACUGGAAUUAAACAUCCAUGUUUUUUUAUCAUACAAUAGCUGUAGAUACAAUAGAACUGAAUAUUCAUGUCUAAUUAAUAUUUUCUGUACUGGAAGGUCAAUAGGAAUUUAGAAAUAAAACAUGUUGUUUACA